Messenger RNA from Ceutorhynchus assimilis (cabbage seed weevil), 3158 nucleotides. The record is from the annotation of a GenBank genome assembly. NCBI's taxonomy places the organism in Eukaryota, Metazoa, Arthropoda, Insecta, Coleoptera, Curculionidae.
AAAAACUCAAAGCAAUUGAGUUAUUAUUAAUGGAGUUACGAUUUUUUGAAAAUAAUGAUGUUUUGUAAAGUAAUAUACUCUACAAACAAUUUUUUCACUCAAAAACUAAAGUGAGUGGAAAGUUGAAAUUUUGGGGACUUUUUCCUAAUGAAUCAAUGUAAAAAAUACCUAAAACUCAAAGCGAUUGAGUUAUUAUUAAUGGAGUUACGACUUUCUGAAAAUAAUGAUGUUUUGUAAAGUAAUACUAGGUUCUCUAAUCUUUGACCUAAAGUUUAAAUCCUUUUUUUUAUAACAAAAAUACUUCAUGGGAAUCACCGGUAAAAGCGGGGAUUUGAUCAAAAUCACUGGCAAAAUCAAGGGUUUUGAUCAAUUAUUUGAUUAAUUAUUGCAUCCUGUAUUACCUUUUGACCUAAAGUUGAAGGAAAAAUAAGUGAAAGGCACAAUUUUCCGAGGAAAAAAGAAUUCAAAAAGAGGGGCAAACAUUAGCAGCCAGUUCUCUUAUACUCUUAUAACAUUCAGUACAAUUAUUAUUCAGCUCUAGGUCACUUCUUCUUGUAUUAUAGCUGGCGCGACAUUUAUUUCUUGUGAAAGUUUUGCCUUGAAAAAAUUUCGUUUUAUCUUAUUAAUUAAGUUUUAUGUGUGAAUGACUGUGAAUUAAUAAGAUACUGAAACCAAAUGGUGAAUUUUUGAAUGAUUUGUUGUCCAUGACUCAAAAGAAAGUGAUGAAGAAAGUGAAAAUCAUGCUACCAAAUGCAAUUUACCUGGCCCUAUUGGCAUCGUUUACAACAGCCUUUAAUCUACAAGACUUUGUCAAAGCAGAAGAAGUAAACGUAGCCUCAAAAGUACCAAGAUCCAUCAACAGCAACCAUCAGGGGGUUGAAAACAAAGAAACCACAAUCAAAGAAGUCGAACAUCUAAUCCGAUCAAACCCAGACUUACCUAGACUGACCCGAGGCGAAAUCCUAGACAUCCUGGACAACAUAACCAAACAAGACGAAAUAAACCUAGUCGGCUCCAACAAUAGAGACCCUAAAGCCCUAAUGGUAGUCAAAGCCUACACACCUUUAGGCUCAGGCGAAAUAAAUUUCGAAGAACUCUACACCAAACCACCCCUCACCAGUAUUGUUGAUGAUGAAACUACAACUACAGAAAAUGUGCGGCCAAAACCUUCAACAGACAAAUUUUAUGUUAGAAAGAAACCUUCAAGGGGGCAAGUACAGUUCAAAGCAACUACAAGCACAGAAAGAUUGAUUACAAGGGGGCAAACAAUUACAACUCCAGAAAGAUUGACUACAAGGGGGCAAACAACUACAACUCCAGAAACAUCAACUACAAGAAGACGAAGAAUAAGGCCUACAAGGACUACAACUACAAUGAUGCCAACUACUUAUAGACCAAGACGUCGUCAACCUCCAAGAAAAGAAAUCCAAUAUUCAAACCACAAAUAUCCAUUGAUGGAACAAUCACGCUAUUCGUCUCAAGGCAUCAGAAUUGUGCCACCUCCUUCAAUGGCUUCAGAAAUCAAUUCUGAGCUGGAAGAUUUGCUGCCUCAAGAGGGCGAACAUAAGGAACAGUUCAUGCCAAUGUCUAAUAACACUAGUAGCACAUUUUCUGAGCCUUCAAUAGAGCUUGAGAUUCCUGACCAUUUAAAACAAGUUGUUGCCGACUUGAAUUUAGGAGCUAUACGUCCAACAGAAAAUAAAAAAGCUGAAAAGGUUUUAGCUUCAAUAGGAGUUUCGACUCAAGCUUCACCCAAUGCUGACGCAAUAGCUGACAGUUUAUCUCCAGACAUGCAAGAGUUGCUGAAAAGUUUCGGCCUGUUGCCCCAACAAGACAAAAAAAACGAGCUCGAGUCACAGUUUAGUCCGGAAAAGGCCGAAACCAAUCCUGAAUCUUAUAUUGGUUUUAAGCCUUUGCCUGAAGACAACAUUGGCAGAAAAGAUAUGGAAGAAUUGUUGACACAAUUUGGUUUGUUGGAUCACAAUGAGAGAAAUGGUAGGACAUUGAAAACAGCUGAGUCUUUGAAACUGGAACAAAUCUCGUUGGAAGCAGUUCCAGACGAUCUAAAAUCGGUUUUACAUGAUAUGGGUUUUGAGCCUACAAGGGUUGAAAGGAAAAUCAGGGACCUAAAAGAACCAAUCAAAGCUUCUAAGCAUAUUUUCAAGCCUGAUAAAGUUGUUCCAGACGAAGAACUACAAAAACUGGCACGCCUAAUGGAAAUAAUGAAGAAACUCGAAUUAAAAAAAGGUAACAUAACUGAAGAAGACCUAAAACAAAUCAACAAAGAAGACCUUAAAGAUUUGGUAGCUAGUUUGAAGCAACACAAUGGCCCUAAUCCUAUUGAAGAUGAUUUAGGCCUCGAGAAAAAUGCCUUUAAAAGACAAGAAACAACCACACAAACUAUGGAAACAAUAACUCCUUCAAUGAAAGAUUUAGAAGAUUCGUUUGGCGGUUCAAGUGAAACUGUUACUGAGUCUUUGCCUGAAACUACUACAGCAAAAAGGAGCGGUUUUUAUUAUUUGCUAGAUUUGAAUACUUUUUUGGAAAUUGAUGAUCAGAAAGGGAAAAGGGUUAAUUUGAGAUUCCAGCCUAAAGUUGGGGAUCCUAAGAGUUUUUACAGUGUGAAUGUACCUUAAGGAGGAUUUUGAUUAUUGUUUUUUUUUGUAUAUAAUUAGUUGUAAAAUAUUGCUCAAAUAAACUUGAUUUGUUUUCUUUUUUUUUUGUGAAUUUAUGGGCAUUUUUGGAUUAGAAUUUAACUUUGGAGCUCAAUUGCUCAAAGUCUAUGGAAGUAACAGAAGUCGUUAUUGGGCUGGAUUUAUAGAGAAUUUAAUUCUCUUUCAGAAAAUCUAUAAUACAAGUCGAUUGGUUGGGAAUUACGGAAACUGUGAGCAAAUUUCUAAGACCAUGUCAGGAUAUCAAAAGCUUUGUAUGGCCAAUUUUUGGAAAUAUUGUGAUACUUGUUUUAGACUAAUUUUGACCUUAUUUUUCCCUUGGGAAAAUCAGAAUUUUUCAAAAAUGGAAAAUUGAAAAUAUGGUUUUUUCAGGUAGGUAGGUACUUACCCCUUUGAAUUUUUGAUUCAAAAGUUUCAAUGUGUGAUAUCUCAAUAACCAUAAAAGGUAUCGAGACAAAUUUUUCUGAGAUUUUACCUUUCAUUAAG